Molecule: messenger RNA, 1963 nt
Organism: Ziziphus jujuba (common jujube)
Lineage: Eukaryota; Viridiplantae; Streptophyta; Magnoliopsida; Rosales; Rhamnaceae
Product: F-box/LRR-repeat protein 4
Exons: 1
Coding region: 306-1739 (477 amino acids)
Biological process (GO): SCF-dependent proteasomal ubiquitin-dependent protein catabolic process
Cellular component (GO): SCF ubiquitin ligase complex
Molecular function (GO): protein binding
Source: RefSeq, a predicted model, not a curated record
UAAGCAAAUUCUCCCCAAAAUCUCCCAUUUCACUGCGCUUCAAUUCCCAUCAGAAAUCUUUUUUUUUUUUUUUUUUUCUCUCUCUCUCACCUAAUCCAAUUUCAAUUUCAAUUUCUCUCUCUCUCUCUCAAGUUGUCAGAAACAGAGCAAAAAAACAAGUCGACAGAAACCUCGAGGAAUAAAGAAUCGAGCUAUCGGUAGGUAAGCGAAGCAAAAAAGAGCAUGAGAAAAAAAAAAUAAUAAAUUAAGAACAAGUAGAGGAAUUGAGAAGAAAAAGAAUCAAAGAAAAGAAAAAAUCAGAAAAUAUGGUGGUGGAGAACUUGCUCUGCGAUGAACUCCUUCAAGAAAUCUUUCUGAAACUACCACCGUCUUCGUCUUUUUCGGUUUCUUUGGUCUCCAAGCGUUGGCUCCACCUCUACCGUACAUCCAAGACUUCUCUUUCUCUCCGUCUUACCCCUCACAAUUCCACAAUUCCUUCUCUGUCCUCCCUUCUCUCUCACUACCCUUUCCUCUCCUCCCUCUCUCUCCUCCUCCCUCCUGACCCCACCGCCGCCACCACAACCGAAGCUUUCUCCGAUCAACUCCUUCUCUUAGUUUCCUCCUCCUGUUCCAAGCUUCACAGCCUCAGGUUCUUGGCUGGUCCUGUCUCUCUUUCCUCUCUGAAUUCUCUCUCUGCGUCAUGUACACACCUCACCUCUCUCGGUAUCAACCUCUUCAGGCCUCUUUUUCUCACCUGGGUUGUGAAUUUUCCUUCCUUGAAAGAAUUAUCAAUCUGGGUAUGCAACGAGGAAUGUCUUCUUGACCAGGCAAACGAGGUCAACAUGGGAUAUGGGUUGUAUUCAAGAGAGGAUUUUGAUGCCGAAUUGGGUUUGGAGAGUCUCUCUUUAUCAGGAAUUCGAGCCGAUGAUUGGGGUACUGGUUGGUUAUGGAGGAGCUGCAAGAAGCUGAAGAAAUUGCAACUGCGGAGCUGCGAAGGCAUCGGCGAUGGAGGGUCUUUUUCGUCAUUUCUCAGGUGCUUGCAGGGAAUUCAAGAAGUUGAGCUCAGAACCUGUAGGAGCAUAGUUGAUGGGGUUUUGCUCAAAUUGGCUGAGAAUUGCGAUUCUCUCAUUUCUCUGCUUGUUUAUGACGGAGGCAGUAGAGAAGGUUUGCUUAGGUUCUUCAGCCAAUGCCGCUGUAAAUUACAAAAACUCGAUCUUCGAUUGCCUCUCGACCUCAACAAUGACCACCUCUUGGCUGUUGCUGUGAAUUUCAGAAGCCUUUCAAGUCUCCGACUUCAGAGUUGUUGCCUUGUCAGUGGUGAAGGCCUAAAGGCUUUAGGAAUCGCCAUGAGUUCUGGCCUUGAAGAAUUGGCACUGAUAAACUGCGAUGUGGUUGAAAGAGAACCUGGGUUGUUGGCCACGUUAGGACAGAAUUUGAGGCAGUUGAGGAAACUGGAUUUGUCUUACAAUGAAAUGUUGCUGGAUAAGGAAUUCAUUUCCAUGCUGGUUUCUUGUAAUUCUUUGGUGGAUUUGAGGCUGAGAGGUUGUAAAGGACUAACGAAUGCAGCUAUGGUUACCAUGUCUAAGAGCUGCAAGCGUUUGGAAAAUGUUGAUAUUAUGUAUUGUGGUGGAAUUCAAGCUGAGGCAAUUGAAUUGUUUGUGAUGAAUUCUCCCCAGCUGAGAAAAGUGCAGGUUGAGGAAAGCAAGCUGUCCGAUGUUGUAAAAGCCCGGGCAUCACAUAAAUUCAUCCAAAUUAUUUAGCUCGAAAAGAAAAAAGUGGAUAAUUUAAUACUUUAAUAAAAAGUUUCAAAUGAAACAGGUACAUAAUUUCACCAAUUAAUUUUUUUUUUUUUUCUGUUUUAUGAUUGUAAAUGCUUCUGUUUAAUGUUAUGGACCAACAAAGAUUGGGUCUUUUGCUCCAUGUAAUUUAUGUGUAUUAAAGUGCUUGUUUUCUUGAAUAAAAAUGAAUACCACCGGUUAAGUUA